Messenger RNA from Danio rerio (zebrafish), 824 nucleotides. The record is from RefSeq and is a predicted model, not a curated record. NCBI's taxonomy places the organism in Eukaryota, Metazoa, Chordata, Actinopteri, Cypriniformes, Danionidae.
AUGCUGCUUAUCAUUGAAGCUCUUCUUCUCAUUUUAGCAGCUCUAGAACAGGAUCACAGAGCCGCCGCCGCUGCUGCUGGGAAGAUAUUUCCACUGGGGAUGGAACACAAAUCCGUCGACGAUCAAUAUAAUGGCUGCAAAGGACAAAUGGCAAAUCUGGUUAAGACCAAAUAUCUGCCAAAUGAAUUGAAAAGCAAUUCUAAAUUUAAGCAAUACUGGCAAAACAGCGCAAAGGUUGUGAAGUAUGGUAAAGACCACUUAACUAGAGACCAUUUAAUCGCCAUUCACGUGUACACUGGCAAAUAUGUGUAUCGUCAGUUUAACGAAGACACACGUUACGGCAAAAACCAGUACAAGCACAAGAAAUACAAGUGGCAUGCGCUGCACUUCCUGUUGACCGAAGCAUUGCAGAUUAUGAAGAAGUCACACAAUAAAUGCUUUCAAACCUACCGCGGUACUACGGCAAAUUUUGAUAAGCACGUUCUGAAUAAAGAGAUCCGCUUUGGUCAGUUUACGUCCUCCUCUCUUGAUCCGAAAAUAACGCAAGGCUUUGGAUCGAAGUCCUGUUUUGAAAUUAUAACUUGUGAAAGCGCCGAGCUGAUGAAAUAUUCUCAGUAUCCUUACAUUAAAGAGGUGCUGAUUCCUCCAUAUGAGAAGUUUCGGGUCACCGCUGUCCGGACGAAACAGAAUUAUAAAAAUCUGUGGUGCGACACGGUGUACACUUUGAAGAGCGCUGGAAGAACAAGUUAUCUGAACUGUGAACUGAUCAAGAAACAUUAAAAUAAUAUCCAAGAGGUAAUCUUGUACAGUUGAAGACAGAAUUA